UUGGCUACUGAGAGGCGACGUGUGAAGCAUGAGGGAGCAGCCUGAGCCCUGUCCUCCAGCCUCCCUAGUGUAAGCCUCUGCCCUCCUGCCAGCAUGGAUGGGCUCCUGGUGGUCUUCCUCAUAUCCCUGGGCAUGUUCCUGGGCUGCUUCCUCCUGGGUUUGAUCCCUUUAGCAGUGAAACUUUCCGAGCAAAAGCUGCAGUUUGUGAGCGUCCUGGGAGCGGGCUUACUGUGCGGGACGGCGCUGGCCAUCAUUAUACCAGAAGGGAUUGAGCUGCUGGAAGGCUCCUCCAGAGGUCCUCCGGUGAAGUGUCUGAAUGUGGUGCAGAACACCAACCUGACAGAGACAACAGAGGAGGAGGUGGCCCAGAUCAGUUCCGUCCCCCCACACUUCUAUAUCGGGGUCUUCCUGGUCACUGGAUUUGUCCUCAUGUUCAUUGUCGAUCAGAUCAGCAGCUACUACUCCUAUCAUGAUCCCCGGACUGGGAUGUCGGCUGGGACCAGUAUAACCGCCACACUGGGCCUGGUGAUCCACGCUGCAGCUGAUGGAGUUGCCCUCGGAGCAGCAGUUGCCUCCUCCCAGGUGUCAGUACAAGUCAUUGUCUUUUUUGCAGUCAUAUUACAUAAGGCGCCGGCAGCGUUUGGUCUGGUCUCCUUUCUGAUGCAUGCGGGAUUAGAGAAAAAGCAGAUUCAGAAGCACCUCCUGGCGUUCUCAGUAGCCGCUCCGCUCCUCACAAUUACUACCUAUUUAAUUCUCAGUAUGACAGGGGGCUCCCUCCAGCACAGACUAAGCGCAACUGGAAAUGGGAUGUUGUUUUCAGCCGGGACUUUCCUUUACGUGGCGACUGUUCACGUGUUACCAGAGAUUAGCGGCAGAGGGAACCAUCAACACCAUGGAACUUCAGAAUACAGACCUCAAGGCCUAGGACUGUGGGAGAGCCUGACGCUGGUGGUCGGAGCCUUCCUCCCAGUGCUGCUUUCCUUAGGACUUCACGACGGCUGAAAAACAUCUGGAACGUCCGCGCCUUAAGUAGUGUAUGUAGUAGAUGCUGCAGUUUCUGCAAAAUGCAGAACAGUGACCAGUGAAUGAAGAAUUCAGUCCAUCGGACCAACUUUUUGUACAUGAGAUUUAAAAAAAAAAAUGUAUGGGAUAUCCUGGACAGGGUGUCCUAUCCUAUCAUUGACCUAGAAUGAAGGGCUAGGACGAUACAGUUUUUAAUUAUUUUUAGCCAUUAUUUUUGUAUUGAAUGUUUUUAGCCUAAAACUGCACAGUAAAAAAUUGGAGUUGUUCAAAACAACCAAUGAGAUUCCUGUUUGGUAAAAGUUGCAAUUUGAUUGAUCACGAACAACAGCAACUGGAAGAAUGUUUUUUAAAAAAUUACAUUGGGCUAACCUGUAUGGAUCAUCAGCUUUAAUCUAUAGUAACAAUACUAGCAUUUUUAGGAAAAUACUGUACUUCCUUUACCUUACUCCUUGUUGGUACCACAUACAGUAAGAAAAGGGAAGUACCCAGAGGGAGUGCCCCAUGCAAACGUGAUUUAGUUCUGGCCAUAAAAAUCCAUCUUGUACAUAGUGCCUUUCUAAUUGUAGUAAUAAUGUAGUAAUAAUAUAAGAGUUGUAUACUUCCAACAUUUUAAGUUGUAAGAAUUCUGCACUAAUUGAGAUUAUGGGAUGUGCUCAUGGACUUUUCCUAGACCACAUUGCCCAAGUAUUCUUGUAGUUGACUUUGUAACAAAGAGCAGCUCUCACUGUGGAGGACCCAAUAUGGUUGUGUGUUACUUGGAAAGCCAAUAGGAUUUCAGUGGAAGCUGUGUAAUUCUUCAUUUCUCCUGUGGUGGCGCUGUAGGAAAAUUACUGUCAGAUUCCCAUGCAGAUCACUGCCGAUUGUUAGCGGUCAGUUCCAGUAGUUAAAAACACUUGCACCCAAUCUUCUGGGGCCUAGUUUGGACCUAGUGAAGCCUCCACAGCCAAAUCUUACCACCAAUCAGGAGGAACGUUGUGAUUUCAGAUUGAGAUUUUGUUUCUAUGCUUUUUAAUUAUGGAAAUGAGUCUCAGGGGAAAAUGCACUUUACCUGUUUUAGCAAAGUCGAAUAAAUUAAUCCUACUUAUUAUAAACCGUGCCUAAUACCUCUAAACUGACUACAUGCAAUAUCAUUUACAAUUACUAUAUAUCGUUGAAGAAUCUAGGUGUAUUCCAAUUUUUGCCCCUUUCCUUAAAGGGGUACUCCACAGCUCAGCGUUUCCGAAUGCUAGAGCUGGUGCCGAGAGCUUGUGAUGUCAUAGCCCCGACCCCUCAAUG
Messenger RNA from Hyla sarda, 2298 nucleotides. RefSeq names its product zinc transporter ZIP9-like. Gene Ontology annotation, molecular function: metal ion transmembrane transporter activity. The record is from RefSeq and is a predicted model, not a curated record. Bases 94 to 1002 code for a protein of 302 amino acids. Gene Ontology annotation, cellular component: membrane. The transcript has 7 exons. Gene Ontology annotation, biological process: zinc ion transport; transmembrane transport. Lineage: Eukaryota; Metazoa; Chordata; Amphibia; Anura; Hylidae.